AAAAGAACUGUUCAGUGUGGCCAAGCUGAAAGAAUAGUGUGGCCAAAUGACUCAAAUGUGCGUCGAAGGCAGCAGCAGUGCAAUUUCAACAAAAUAAGUUGAAGCAUUUGCGUUGCGAUAUACAAAAAUCAGCAGCAGCAGCAAAAACAACAACACCAACACCAACAGUAGCAGCAACAGCAACAACAGUUUCAAUUGCAAUUUGAGUGAGUGCAUUAGUAACGGGAAAAGAGAAUAAGUGCCGAAAUGGCUGAUCCCGAGAGACAAAGCUUGAUCAACAAAGACGAGCCGACCUCGGCUUCGUACACAUCGUUCCCAACCGAAGGCAACGAAAAUCCCGGCGGCAGCGCCGUAGCCAAUAACGAAGAAGGCAGCACCGCACAGUCGGUGCCUUUUAUUGGUCCUGAUGAGUUGCCACCGCCGUAUCAGAGCAGCGGCACAGGUGGCGUACCAAUGGUCACCUGUCGCGUGUGUCAAAACAUGAUUGACAUAACUACAAAGCGGGAGCAACAUGUGGUCAAGUGCACUCACUGCAAUGAAGCAACUCCAAUAAGGAACGCACCUCCCGGCAAGAAGUAUGUGCGCUGUCCUUGCAAUUGUUUGUUGAUCUGCAAGAGCUCAUCGCAGCGCAUCGCUUGCCCACGUCCCAAUUGCAAGCGCAUCAUCAAUCUGGCUCCCAGUCCAGUGACACCUCCCGUGCCCACCAUGCCGGGCAUGUGCCGUGUCACCUGUGGUCACUGCUCGGACACAUUUUUGUUUAACACCUAUCAUAAUGCACUGGCACGCUGUCCACACUGCAGAAAGGUCUCUUCGGUAGGUUCACGCUUUGCCAAUAGUCGUGGAAUUCUGUUUGCUAUCGUCGCAUUGCUCUUCCUUGUUGGCAGCAUUGGUCUAACCGUUGGCACAAUCACAUAUGCAUCGCAACAUGGCGGCAUGUAUAUUCUUUACAUUGCAUUGUUUUUCAUUGCGGCAAGCAUGUUGGCGCGUUCCGUUUACUAUUUCCGACUAAAAGUUAGCGCGAUCGAUGGUCCCAUGUAAGAUUCGCGGCGCGUCGGUUAAUUCGGAAGUGCAUUGUUUUAUUUUUAUAAAUAUAUAUAUAUCACACAUAUAUAUUAUGCAUAUAUAUCAUUCCUUUUGAUAUUAAACAAGAAAGAAUCCCUUAAAACGUAAUGCAACCGCAAAUAGAACACGAACAGCAACAGCAAAGGACAAAGCAAUUCGAACACAUUUUCAUAUGCAGAACCGCCAAGCUCCUAAUCAAAAAGAAAACAUAAAAUCAUAUAUAUAUAUAUUUAAAUGAAACAGCAAAAAACGUAGUUUUGUCGCGCAUCUUACAAGAGUUAUUCGUGUUGAAUUAAUAUUAAACUUAGCUAAAUAACUCCACAGCAAAGUAACUCCACAUUUAAAGUGAUUUCUAAAAAGCAUAAUUAAGACUUUAAGCCGAGCGCGUAAAACCUACAAUUGAAAAAUUAAAUUUAAAUUUAAAUAUAAAUGAAAAAGCAGCAACAAUUAUAUAACUGCAGCAAACAGAAAGCAAAAGCAAAUGCUUAAAACGAAUAAACAUAAAGUGCUAAAAGGGGAACUAACAACUCUAAGCAGUCAUUAGACCAAGGGACAGAAUAGACUGACGGACACAUAUUGGACAGACAGACAGAUUGAAGAAAUUGAAAAUAUAUUUAUGGCA
This is a messenger RNA of Drosophila hydei, 1684 nucleotides long. Its product is annotated as type 1 phosphatidylinositol 4,5-bisphosphate 4-phosphatase. The record is from RefSeq and is a predicted model, not a curated record. Lineage: Eukaryota; Metazoa; Arthropoda; Insecta; Diptera; Drosophilidae. Bases 247 to 1038 code for a protein of 263 amino acids. Gene Ontology annotation, biological process: phosphatidylinositol dephosphorylation. Gene Ontology annotation, cellular component: late endosome membrane; phagocytic vesicle membrane; lysosomal membrane. The transcript has 6 exons. Gene Ontology annotation, molecular function: phosphatidylinositol-4,5-bisphosphate 4-phosphatase activity.